UACGGGAUAUUUUGAUCAGUCUACUACCGAAAUAUUGACAUGUGUUUCUUUUGUAAUUUGUGAGUCGUAAACUAAAAAAUCUAAUUAAAAGCCUGAAUUUACCAAAUACCAGUGAAAAUCUAUGAUAACGACACCAUGGCUACUUACGACAACAAAGCUUGGCUUCUAAAAAAUAUAAGAGAUGCGUUUAUUGCCACGGACGACACCGGUUUAUGUGAAAUUGUGAUGGCAGGGGAAGAUUUUUCAAAAAUAUUUCAGACCAAAGCUAUGGAAGAAAAAAAGCGCAUCAAGGAAAAAGCAAUAAGCAGGCCAAGUACAAGCAGAGGAAAAGAAAGUUUUACGGAAGAGGAGGAGGAAAAAGAAAUUGCGACUCAGUUUGAUCCCUAUCCUGACAUGGAAGAUAGUGAUGAGGAUGCUAUGUACGGGAGCUGGUUCCGUCACGAAGAGUUUGCAGGACACAGGCAAAGGUCAAACACAUCACAGUGGCUGGACAAAAAAGAAUUAGCUUUAAAAAGGGCAGCAAAAAUAAAAGUUAUAAAAUGGGAAGGACCUUGCCCACAACUAACAGAUGAACAGAUUGCAGAAGCUUUUGAGAAAGUGGAAAUAAAAAAGCUGGAAAAGAAACGGUCCUUGUUAACAGAACAAUUAGAGAAAUGUCCAGAUUUUCCCCAUCGUCAGUAUCUGGAGUAUGCAAAGUUCGAUGGCACAGCACAACUGGGGUUACCCACUAAAGUCUUUAAGAUCUUUAUGACCAUGUUACCAGAGAAACAUCAGAAUUACCCCGUUAUUGUUUGUGUUAUUGCCAGUGCUAAGAUCAAAGACUUGAUCGGUUUCACAUGCUACAAGUACAGCAUAGAACAUCCAGAAAUAACACUAGGAUCUGUGCAUGAUUAUGGCCUUUGCAUAGCAGAAGACGAUGGUGAAGUAGACUGGGCAUUUCCCUGUCUUGAUAACAAUGAACCAUGCUCAAAGUUCGGCUUUACUUGUCUUGGCCUUAUUGAUGUAAAAACCAAGGUAAAAGUGGACACACAUCCCAUACCGGACAUAGAAAUGGGACACGCAUUUCACUGUUUUCCAAAAGCAGCUGUGUCUGGCCAGAGUAAUGUGAACUCUUCUAGACAGCACACAGAGGGUAGCGAUACUUCAGAAAUUAAUAAGGUCAUCGAUUCUGUUAUGGAAGGUAACAAAGGCUUUGGCUUGCAGUCGGGCACCCCUAUAACAGACGCACCUCAGGAUAAAUUAUACAGGGUUCAACUUUUACACAAGAUGAGGACUAGCACGCCAGUUCAGCUCGGCAUCACAUUGGAUCAGAUUGAAGUGGUCCCAUUAGUUACACAAAAACAUGCAUUUUGGUCUCGACCAAAAUAUUUCUUACACAGUAUGAACUCGGUAGCGUGGUGUCAGAUAUUAGAAGCUAAAAGCAACAAGACUGCAUUUCGUAUUUUAUACUCGCCUAGUCAUGAUACUGCUUUCAACGAUCGCUACAGUGCAGGCAACACCAGUGCAUUUCAACCAACAACAGUGUACAAGAAACACGACUUCGAAUGCGAUCACGACACUGCGAAGAAAAUCGUGGACAAAGUGAACACAAUAUUAGACUUAAGGAACAGUCCUUGCCGACGCGAAUACAAAAACGCCAAAGAGAAAAAGCUCCAAACGCGACGGAGUUUCUACACAAAGCAACUAAGUUGAGUCCAAUUCCUUUAUAUUAUGUACAUAGACCGAAAGUUCCUUUACACUCACAAUUCUUUGUCGACUGAAUUAUUUAAAGUUUGCCAGUUAAAGAACACUCACAUUGUUAAUUGGAAUAGACGGUAGGUCUUGAAGGUAAAGCUUAGAGUUAUAAUGUGUGUACAUUGAUAAGGGUUUAUUGAAAAACUUUUACAUGGAGGUAGACAGAAGUUGGGGCUUAUUGAUUUACACACAUUGUAAAUGGAAUUUUGAUGAGUUUACUAUUGUUUCUCAUUCAAAGUUAUGACUAGUCAUAAGUACUUUGAGUAUUAUAAAUUAUAAUUUUUGUUCGCAUAACUAUGAACAACCGUAGAUAUAUUCAUAUCAUGUUAUACAGCUGCCAGAUGGAAAUAGUACUGCCAUAAGUGUUUGUGUGUGUUGAAAUACCCGUCCCUUGCAAAACUUUUUUUAUUUAUAAAGUAAGGUACAAGUGAACGCGAAUUAAUGAGUACUUAGACUGAGAUUUAUAGUACUACAUAUGAAUUAUAUCUUUAUGUUCCUAUGCCAUUUAUUAUUUUUAAAUGAAAACAUUCUCUUUAUGUACCUACUAAAAGCAUAAAAAUAAUGUCGCACAUAAUUUGUGUAAAUAUUAAUGGUCCAUGUUGGUGCCUCGAUUAUUAGACACAAUUUGUAACAAGCCUUACGCCACAAAGCCUCAAUGUUUGAUAUCGAAAUAAUUGGUAAUACUGACUAUUUGAAUGAAGAAGUUAAUGUGUGAUUAUUUAUUCAAAUUACUUAAAAUAUUUUUCUUUGUUUUUGUGAAGCAAAUGUAUAAAAAUUACUAUAUAAAUAUACUACUGAUAUACCUAUGUAUGA
This is a messenger RNA of Colias croceus (clouded yellow), 2547 nucleotides long. RefSeq names its product stress-activated map kinase-interacting protein 1 (gene Sin1). The transcript has 6 exons. Gene Ontology annotation, molecular function: phosphatidylinositol-4,5-bisphosphate binding. Bases 136 to 1692 code for a protein of 518 amino acids. Gene Ontology annotation, biological process: TORC2 signaling. Gene Ontology annotation, cellular component: TORC2 complex; cytoplasm; plasma membrane. NCBI's taxonomy places the organism in Eukaryota, Metazoa, Arthropoda, Insecta, Lepidoptera, Pieridae. The record is from RefSeq and is a predicted model, not a curated record.